Messenger RNA from Patella vulgata (common limpet), 7429 nucleotides. Its product is annotated as oxysterol-binding protein-related protein 6. The record is from RefSeq and is a predicted model, not a curated record. Gene Ontology annotation, molecular function: cholesterol binding. Gene Ontology annotation, cellular component: cytosol; perinuclear endoplasmic reticulum; plasma membrane. Bases 281 to 3040 code for a protein of 919 amino acids. NCBI's taxonomy places the organism in Eukaryota, Metazoa, Mollusca, Gastropoda, Patellidae. The transcript is spliced from 25 exons.
AUGUCGAGAUUCGCAAGAUAUCUGUAGCUAAAAGUGUAAAUGGGUUCUGUGAAAUCUAUCUUGAAAUAACAUCGCUUCGGCGUUUAGGUAGAGGUUACAAUUUGAAACCAAAGGAAUUACAAAUUCUACCAUCCGUUGACCGGUUGUUUUUGAAAGAUUGAAGCCUGUGAACAAGUGCUGAAUGGUAGAUUGUUGGAAUUUACGUUCCAGAACACCAGAGUUGUGAUUUCUUAGGAAUUCAACAGAAUAUAAAUUUUUACUGGUUACACCACAUCAGAAAAUGUCAAAUGGCACACAUGAUCAUAUGAAACAUGCAGACAGUAAUUCAGAUUCUGAUAAUAGUGGUGAUGAUGGAUCCAUAUCAAGUUCCCAGGUAGAAGGACCACAGAGUCAAUCAUCUAACGCAAAACCAAGUCCUCACAAAAGUCGUAAAAGCCGUAAGUCACGACAAGAAUGGAUAAUUCUGGAAGGGCUGAGAGAUGGACAAAGAUGCGGAGAAAAACCAGAAAGACAUCAGGGGUUCUUGAUGAAGAGAAGAAAAUGGCCCCUGAAAGGCUGGCACAAGAGAUUUUUUACAUUAGAAAAAGGAAUAUUAACGUAUGCUAAAAGUCCUAAUGAUAUAUUAAAGGGAAAGUUACAUGGUGUAAUAGAUAUAGGUUUAGCAGUUAUAUCAUACAAGCGUAAACGACAACGGCUUGAUAUAGAUGCUGAGGAACAAGUUUAUCAUAUAAAGGUGAAAGAUAGUAAAGUGUUUGAUAAUUGGAUAGAUAGAAUACGCCAUCAUAGAUUAUAUCGACAACAUGAAAUAGCUUACGGAACGAAGGAGUCACCACGAUUAACUGAAAUCUCAUCACCUAUAGAAGACAUAGUUAUUAGCCCAUUAGCAACUGCUAAUCUCCCGGAGAAGAGUCGAACAUUAACGUUAAAGAAGGAAGUUAUCCGUCAAGCUAGUUUUAAUAAAGGAGUUGGUGGUCAGAGUCGUGUAGCUGCUUGGGUUCUAGAUACCGCAGGUUUUGAAAAAUGCAAUAAAGACUUAAGUGAUGCCCAGAAUACCUUGUAUGAAUUACGCGAUUUAUUAGAAGAUAUACAAAAUUUACCACUAUCUGGAGAAACCACAGUAGAAUACCCAGAACUUCUCACUCAAUCUUGUGAAAAACCAAAAACCCGACGCUUUGUUGGUGUACGAACAAGUAAAAGAAAAUCUAAGAAAUUAGAUAGUCCCACACACGGUCGAGAUUCCAUAACGAGUUCACCUACACUGAGUGUUCCUGAUCGUAUUCACACCAGUACCUCAAAUCCAAACCUCAUAUCAUCGGUACGACCUAACAGUAUGCCCGACACGUUGAUCAGUCCCGCUCAUGAGCAGAGAAUACAGGAAAUAAGACUACGAGAGAAUUUUAUAUCUAAAGCUGAACAAGUUCAUAGUAAUUUAAAAAGUUUAGUUCAUAUGAUGGGUACAGAGAGGGAAAGAUUAAAACACACACUAGAGGCUGAGGCGACGGUCACGGCUGCCAGCACGGCAACACUUUCUCCAAAUACAGCCACAAAUAACAACAUGGCACAGAAUAUACUCCUGCAACAAAAACUCAACGAGAGUUAUCAACAGAACGCAGAGUUACGGGCAAGAUUAGUUAGGAUUGGUGCUGAAUGCAAUUUAACUAAUUUAAUGCAACCGAUGUCACCUCUUCCUUCACCCGUUAUGGGGCGGGAUCGUGUACAGCUGGCCCAAUCUAUGUCAGCAGAAAGUUUUUCCAUGUCCGAAUAUUAUGAUGCUGAAGAAAAUGUGGAAGGUGGCAGCGAAACAUCAUCUGAGCCGUCUGAUGAAGAAGAUAUUUCAAGUGAAGUUUCUGAAGAAGGCAACGAUACAGCAGUAACUAGUGCUUCCGAAGAUAUUUUGACGUCUGUUUUCCCAACUGGUCGAAGAUCGAAGCUGCCUGUACCUCAACCUGAUUCUGGUGAUAUUAGUCUAUGGAAUCUUUUAUAUAAAAAUAUUGGUAAAGAUCUGACCAAAAUAUCCAUGCCUGUUACAUUGAACGAACCCCUUAGCUCCUUACAGAGAUUAUGUGAAGAAUUAGAAUACAGUGAUUUAUUAGAUAAAGCUUCAGAAUAUGAUGAUCCUUACGAAAGAAUGAUCUAUGUAGCAGCAUUUGCUGUCAGUUCUUAUGCAAGCUCUUAUUAUCGUGCCGGCCAUAAACCAUUUAAUCCUCUACUUGGUGAAACGUAUGAAUGUAUACGAGAAGAUAAAGGCUGGAGAUUUAUAGCUGAACAGGUCAGCCAUCAUCCACCUAUAUCAGCAUGUCAUGCAGAUUCCAGAAAUUUUACCAUGUGGCAAGAUAUGAGAGUAAAAACCAAGUUUUGGGGAAAGUCAAUGGAGAUACAACCACUUGGAACUGUUAAUGUAACAUUGCCAAAAUAUAAUGAUCAUUAUCGAUGGAAUAAAGUCACAACAUGUGUUCAUAAUUUACUUGGAGGUCAACGAUGGGUGGAUCAAUAUGGAGAAAUGAAAAUAACCAAUGGAAAUAUUGUAUGCAAAUUAACUUUUACUAAGGCUAGUCAUUGGUCUUCCAAACGUCAUGAAGUGUGUGGUAGUAUAUGUACGUUAGAAGGGAAAGUUGUUCAUACCUUAUUUGGACAGUGGAAUGAAGGAUUAUUCUGUGGUCAGGGUACAUCAGCAUCCUGUAUAUGGAGACCAGGUGCUAUGCCAGUUGAUCAUGAAUUAUAUUAUGGUUUUACAAGAUUUGCUAUAGAAUUAAAUGAAUUGGAUCAUGAUCAAGCUCGAUUCCUUCCUCCAACUGAUUCACGAUUUAGACCAGAUCAGAGAAUGCUAGAAGAAGGUCAAGUACAGGAAGCGGAGUAUGAGAAAUCUAGAAUUGAACAGUUACAACGUGAAAGACGAAAGCGUGAUGAUAAGGAGAUCGAGCCACUGUGGUUUAGACAAAGUAUCGGAGGUGAUAAGGAUGUAUAUAAAUAUAACAGUAAAUACUGGGAAACAAGGAAAAACCCAGGAUUCUUAAAGAUGUCUUUCAUUAAAUUAUGGUGAAAUGUGUUUUUAUUAUGAGCAUAAUAACCACUAGAUAAAGCUGGUCUUUCUCUUACAAAGUUUCACAUAUCAUUAAUUAGGAGAUAUUUUGGGUGUAUUUUAUCUAUCUUAUCUUACUUGAUAUUCAACAGUUUCAACUGUACCCUCUUGAAAACUAUCCGGCAGUAAACUCUUAUUAUUGAUAUCCUCUGUAUAUAGACUUACCCCUUUGUGGUGAAAGGAAUUGAGUUUGAAUUUAUAAAGGACGUGGAACAGUCCAAAGUCGGUGUCCAACCUUUAUCGUCUUUAUGGUUAACAUCUAAUUUUACUUCAUUUACUGUUUUGUGACAGGAAUUAAGUCUUUUACAGGACGUGGAACAGUCCAAAGUCAGUGUCCAACCUUUAUUGUCUUUAUGGUUAACAUCUAACUUUACUUCAUUUACUAGAUUUUAUUGUCUUUAUGACUGACAUCUAGUCUUAUUUCAAUUUCUAGAUAUUCCACAGUACUCUCUUGGUGUUGAUCUUGAAAAGUAAAAUUAUUAAUUAUAUAUCCGAGGGUGCUAGCCCGAACAUUAUAACUCCCAGAUCUUACUUUUUGAGAUCAUGCCAUCAGGGAAUGUUAUUUACAGACUGUUCGUAAUUAUUGGGUGUUAAAAAAAUUGUAUCAAGUAACUAAGUAUAUUUUUUUUUCCAAAUACAUGUCUUAUGCUAAGAUUAUUUUUAAAUGUUUUCCAGUUUCAUGUAAUCUUUGAGAGGCAUUUAGUAACUGGAUAGAGCAAUAAACUAUAACACAUACUUAUGGAAAACCAGCUACUGUAUUAGCUUGAUAACAUUGAGAGAAUACUUUUCGAAACGUCGCCCAAAUAAAUAAGUAGCUGUUUUACCAUAAGUAUGUGUUAUAGUUUAAGUUUCAUGUAGUCUCCAUUAUUUAGGCCACACAAAACAAUAUUCUGGUUUUCAGACAACCCUUUUAAAACAAUUUUAUAUUUUUAGAAACACACUAAAUUAUUAUAAAUUUAAUAUUUAUUCAGCUCUUAAUAAGAAAACAAAAUAUAAGAAUUUGAAAUAACAGCCGUAUAUUACCUUGACAUCAUCUAUUUACAUUAACUCAUGGAAAAUCGUUUUCAAAUCUGCAAGGUUUUAUUUUUGCGACUGUUAGAGCUAUGUGGUAUCAAAACUGUACUCAUUCUUAAAGCAUAUAUUUUGCUGAGGAUUUAAAUCGAAGUCUGUGCCCUCAAUCUCCACUCGGAGAAUAUUUUCGGUCAUCUCUCUCACAGUCAUGUUUCUUGGGAAAGAUAAAACAUUUUGAUCAUAAAAAAAGAUGGAUCGACAGCAAAAUUGUCGCCAUCUUUGCGAAUAACAUUCGAUUACCCAGUGCCGUUUGUGGUUGUCAAUCAUGUACUUGAUAGCCGAAUUUAGUGCUCAUUUCCUGUUAUCAAGAAACGUUCAGUAGAGUUACUUCCCUUGAUCGCGGGAAAUCUGAACGAGCGGAAAUCAUUGACACCAGAAUAUUUUUUUCGUGUGGCCUUAGUAGGCUACUGGAUGUGCACUGGUAUUACCAUGACAACGUGAAAGAGCGAGAUGGGCUUAGUAAACAACAUGAGUUUGUUUACCUUGCAAUUGGAGUCCCAUACUUUAAUUUUAUUUCCAGGUCAUUAGACAUACUUGCAUGUAAAAUUUAAGCUCCAUGCUGAAAUGUAAAAAAAUAUAUUAUUUACCUAUUCUUAAAGUCUCAGUUCAAAAUAUUUUGAGCGGUUAGCCAUUUCAUACCGGUUAGCCAUUUCAUACCAGUUACGUAGCUAUUCUUGAGCUCUCCGACAUAUGUGACAAUUUGAAUAAAAUGCAAUAACCUGCAAAAUUAACUAAAACUAAAGUUAGCUGACGUUGUCUCUCACAGAGGUUCUAGUCGGGUUUAUCCAGUCACUACUGUAGAUUGCUAGAACUAGUAUCAAAAGAGUUUCAGAUAUUUGCUUAGGACUGGAACAAAGCAUUCUAAGAUCGUUCCACACAAAAUUAACCAGGUUUAUUGACUAUCAGGGAUUCUCCUACAAUACUAGUAAUUGCAAAAUGUAUAAACUGUGAACGUAGCUCAUAUAAAGAUGUAUAUUUAAAUUCUAUUAUUGCCUAAUGUUAGUUUUAUCUUAUUUCUACCAAGAUUGUUCUUAAGAUCUUUUUCAGUACUAACUUUACAAUGUAUUAGGAAAGCUUAGAUGAAUUUAGAUUGUAUCUUAUAUAAAUUACUCAUAAAAUAGACUCAUUUAGUUUUAUUCCUAUUUAAUUUAAUGAGAGAGGAAUUAGAUUUUGUAAGAAAUACUGUUAAACAGGAAAUUAAUGUGUCAAUGUGGGUGAACAGUUAAUAGGCUAAUAAUAAUCCAUGUUGGUCAUCAUCAGGUGAUAGGCUAAUCCAUGUUAAAGGGCCAGUCAAUCGUUAUUUUUAGAAAAGAUUGUUAGAAGAAGAAUUUAUAUGUUGUUCCUCUAAUGAUGGCAUCAGUUUCAUAUUUUACAGUUUAUUCAUGUCUAUUUAUUAUAUUGUCUUUCCUAGUUUUAAUCAAAUAAAAAAAAAAUUAUUUAAUUCUUUCAAUAUUUAAAAAAAAAAAAAAAAAUAUUUAUGGUCAACAUUUUCUCUCGUUUUGUAGUCAUUUAUUUCAAUUUGAUACUACAUCUAUUUAUUUAUUCUCAAUUUUACAAUAUGUAACAUUAUUGUUUAACAUUAAUUACUUGAAGUAAUUUCAAUAGACUUGAAGUUACACUUACUUGUAGGUACAUGUAUAAAUCAAAUUCGUGAUUUCUGCCAUACUAGAAUUACUGAAAUGACACGAUUAAGAUUGAUUUUCUAGUCUUAAAACGUGGCUCAGUAAUUAUAUUCCCAUAGAAUACAGCAAGAUCAGCAAUAUACUGCAGCUUUCUAUUACUUAUUACUUGCUGAUUUGUGAAAGAUCUUUUUUAUUCCUGAUGACUGUCCAUGUCCUUUUAUUAUUUGUAUGGAAAUGAAGGAAUUGCAUAAAAUAUAUUGCUUAGUUACCAUUAGUUUGUUUUUGAACAUUAAGGGACUUUAACAAAAAGAUAUAUGAAGCUUAAAUUAGGUGAAAUGCUAGAAUGUAUUUAAAGUUGUACAUAGAAAAUGUAUGCAAUGUAGAUUUAUAUAAUAUAAAACAUGGUGCUUUAUUAAAGUGAUAAAUAUAUAUAUAUAUAUAAAUAAUAGCAGAUUCUUAACAUUUAAAGGCAAAACAAAGUUAAGCGAAAAAAUUCAAAAGCUGCCAAUUAUAGUGAACAAAGCCAAGCGAAGCUGGUCUUCUCGUGUUGUUCGAUGCAUCACAGCAGACGUCUUAUUGCUGAUUGGCUGCGAUGGUUUGAGCAAGCAAAGAAGUUGAACUAAGUUGCGAAGACGUUGCGAUGCUAAAACUUUGCCGUAAAGCUGUGCUUUGAAGCCUGCAAAGGUAUGAGAAGACCGAAUAUAAAUUGACCUUAAGGGUUAGAAAUUAACAAAUGUGUACAGUUUGAAGUAGUUUGAACCCUAUAAAAAAAAUGUGUUUGAUCAUUUCAUUUCAUACCAACGGGAAUUGUUUUGAUUUUAAUUGUUGAAUGAGCGGGAUUAUUUUGGUUGACCAGACACUGAAAUUGAGUGUGGGAAACUGAAGUUGUUAAUUUCAAUCCCUUCAUGAGAAUGAAAUAUAAGAGAUGUAUUUAUUAUUAUGUAGGUGGAUAUUUUAUUUUAGAAUAAUCAAUUAUUUAAAUCUUAGGGCUUGAUUGCUAUUUGAUAUUGUUUUAGAUAGAUGAGGAGGCAGUAUCACAUGUGAUGAAUCUCUUAUAAAUAACUUUAACUCUUGUACACUCACGUCUAGAAGAAAGUGUGUUGUAAACAUAUUUGACCAUAGCAGAGGAUGACAAUGGAUGUUUAGGACAACAUUGCCUGUAUGACAGUGUCAAAAAUAUCAUACCCUUGGUCAGAGACCCCCUUACAUAGAUCUUGAGGCCUCGGCAUGCCAAGCUGACGGGUAAAUCCAGCACAGCCCUUGUAUUCAGAAAUUAUAUAGGACUAAUUUAAUACAUUUCGCAAACCAUGUUAAUAAUGCGCGAUAUUUACAACAGUUACCUCUGUUGUAGGCUUUCAUUGGUUGGUACACUAUAUUGAUUAUGCUCACCAGCCAAUCAGUUUAACUGAAACAAAAACUUUGGCUCAUGAAUGCAAGGAUUAAAUUGUAGGAGUUCAAUUUAGCCUUGUAAAUGUGGGGGUUCCCCCACCCCUAUCACUCAGUGGGUAUUUACAUGUAAGAAUUGUUCAUAUAAUAUUGUAUUUGUAUAUGGGUGUGUGGUUAAUACAGACAUUAUUUACACUUGAUAUAAAUAUAAACCUAUUUAUUACUAGAUAUAUUAAAAAAAUAGACCAAUAAAAUGACAUGAAUAUUUCAA